This is a messenger RNA of Gastrolobium bilobum, 1518 nucleotides long. RefSeq lists its product as uncharacterized. The record is from RefSeq and is a predicted model, not a curated record. The coding region runs from base 343 to 1014 and encodes 223 amino acids. The transcript is spliced from 6 exons. Lineage: Eukaryota; Viridiplantae; Streptophyta; Magnoliopsida; Fabales; Fabaceae.
UUUCGUAUAGGAGGAGGGAACAGUUCCAGUACACGAAAGCGAUGCCAAGCAAACAUUGUUUUGGCAUCAAUCUGGAACGCCCCUACAGCCUAACGCAGUAACGCUAACGCCUCCUUUUUUUCUUUUUUCUUUAUUUAUUUCAAUUCAUAUUUUUCGUUGAUAACCUGCAAGAGACAAAAACACAGCAUCGCAACAAAUUAACAUCCAUAAAAUCGAAAAUCACGUGUCCCAUUCCAAUAAUUCCAUUUCUCCCACUCACCAAACCCAACCCAACCCAACAAAUAAAUGCACAACAACGAACGACGAAUGAAUCUGUUGUUGCUGCAUUAAAGGAUCAGGUUAAUGGAUCCGAAACCCUUGGUGGAUUCGGACCCGGACCUUGACCCGCUUCGGGUUAAGAGGAAGACCCUUGAGGCCGUGCUCUUGCAGUGUCAGAGAGCUCUUGAAUUGAUUAACACUACUGAUUCUGCUGAUGUUGAUGAAGACGAUUGCGACGUUGAAACCUCAACCUCUUCGUCAACUCCUGAUCCAGAAACCGAUGAGUUAUGUGAUAUGCUCAAAUCUAGAGUUGAAUGCCCUGCCUUCCUUGAAAAGUUAGAGUGUGCCCAGGUGUCAGUUUCACAGAAUUCAGCUGAAGAAGGUAAUUCUUGGGAUAUGAUUAGUGAAAAUGAUCUUUGGGAAGGUGAAGAUGUUGACUCAGACCAAGAAGAUUAUGUCCUUGUUAGGCAAGAAGAUAUAGUGGAGGGCAUUGCUUGCUUCAUGGCUGCAUAUUUGCUAUCCCUCAAGCAGACCAAGGAUUUGACCCCUCUUCAACUCCAGGAAGCGCUCAGCAAGACAUUUUCAGUGAAAAAGAAAAAGGGAAAGCUUCGAAAGGCUUGGGAUGGGAGCAAAGUUAUUUAUAAUGUUGCAUCAUGGGGGGCCACGGCCAUUGGGAUAUAUCAAAACCCUGUUAUUCUUAAGGCUGCAACUAAAGCUUUCUGGACUUCUUGUCAUGUCAUAUCAAAGCUUCUCUGAUUUACCGAUGCAGCUUGGAGCAAAGUUGUGGUGUAGUAAUUUAACUCUCGUACUCUUGCUUGUGCUGCAAUUCAGCUUGGCUUUCCACGCCCUGUUCGUGUUGGAUUAUAGAUGCAAUUCCUUUGCACCACAGAUCAAUUGAUCUUAAUAUAGUUUGAUAUUGUAAAUAUCAAUACUCAAAUGUUUCCAAGUGCAAUUCAAAAUCGUAUUCAAAACUCAGGUCUGCAACAGUCUCCCCACUCCACCACAUCCGAGAACCCAACUUGUGGUUGCCUUUUGUUCUCUUUCAUUUUGCUGCUUUUGCUCCCUAAUCUUUUUUCCCAUUUAUUUUUUUUAACCAUCACCCCAUAACCCUUUUGACUUCAUUUGCGUUUAUUGCUAAUGGUAGAGUCACAUCAGUUCACGCAAAUAGAGUGGGCAAAAUGUGAGUGUAGUUGUAGUAGUUUUGGACCGAGGUAUCGAAGGAAUUUUUAAAGGAUUUUUUUUCGGUACCUUGGCUUUUUU